Paramisgurnus dabryanus is the source of this 10559-nucleotide messenger RNA. It is a transcript of the gene ago3a, whose product is annotated as argonaute RISC catalytic component 3a. Gene Ontology annotation, molecular function: RNA binding; protein binding. Gene Ontology annotation, biological process: regulatory ncRNA-mediated gene silencing; regulation of stem cell proliferation. The record is from RefSeq and is a predicted model, not a curated record. Lineage: Eukaryota; Metazoa; Chordata; Actinopteri; Cypriniformes; Cobitidae.
UCCGCCCUCUGUCCGUUGGCAACCAAUCAGCGCGGGACUGGCGUCAGGUCGUUGCGUCGCACUCGCGGAGGAGCUCCAUAUUUAGCUCGAGCGAGUCUGACAGCCAGUAAACCCAAGACAGAGUUCAAGUCCAACUUAUUUCACCCCACAACCGCAGAAACACGCAGAAAACAAACGAGUCACAAAAGCCACCAGGUUCGGGAACGGGUUCGACUGGUGUCGGGGACUUUGAGGAAACAGAACACGACGUUUUAAUGGGAUUUUCUUUCCUCUCAGAUGGGAAUGUAGCUUAGCUGCUUAGCCUGACCACUAGCGGUAGCGGGCUAGCCGUGUGUCGAAGAGUGAAGACGGAAUAAGUGGACUUUCAGGCGUUAUAACGACAUAACAUCUCAACAAACCGCCACAGUUUUCCCAGGGGAGCGUUUGCGAAGACGUCGCCGUCCCAGGAACGGCCAUUCUGGGCUGUUUUGUGGAGAUUGAGUGGGAACUUCUCGGUUUAGCUGGCUGGCUAGCUGGCCGUCACGUCGGUUUGUCAGUCGAACCUGAAAUCCGGACCGGAUAGGGGAGGGAGGGACACCGAACUCUCCCUUGAGGUCCAAAGGGCCCCCUUUGAUAUACGAGCUUUAGGGAAGGUGGUUCUUGACGGGAUUCGAACCAGCAAACAUUUGGUUCGGCUGUCAGAACCGGUUCGGGCGGCUGUGGGGACUUUCUCUCCAUCAGACUUUUUGAAGUUCGUCUACUGCGGGCCGGGGACGGAACCGGACAGAGACCUCAUGAAUGGAAAUCGGCACUACAGCAGCCGUUGGGGCCCAGCCCCUGUUCUCAGUGCCUCGGAGGCCCGGCUAUGGCACCAUGGGGAAGCCCAUCAAGCUGUUGGCCAACUGCUUCCAAGUGGAGAUCCCCAAGAUGGACGUCUAUCUCUACGAGGUGGACAUCAAGCCUGAGAAGUGUCCACGGCGUGUGAACAGGGAGGUCGUGGACUCCAUGGUGCAGCACUUUAAGGUCACCAUCUUUGGGGAUCGAAGACCAGUUUAUGAUGGGAAGAAAAGUCUCUACACAGCCAAUCCACUGCCUGUGGCUCCUGCAGGGGUGGACCUGGAUGUCACACUGCCAGGCGAGGGGGGCAAAGACCGACCCUUUAAAGUCACUAUAAAGUUUGUGUCCCUGGUUAGCUGGCACUUGUUACACGAGGUACUGACGGGUCGCAGUAUGCCAGAGCCCCUUGAACUGGAUAAGCCAAUCAGUACGAACCCUGUUCACGCUGUGGACGUGGUGCUCCGCCACUUGCCAUCAAUGAAGUACACACCUGUGGGACGUUCCUUUUUUUCUGCCCCGGAGGGCUACGACCAUCCUCUGGGAGGUGGCAGAGAGGUGUGGUUUGGUUUCCAUCAGUCCGUUCGGCCAGCCAUGUGGAAGAUGAUGCUCAACAUUGAUGUUUCAGCCACAGCUUUCUACAAAGCACAGCCAGUUAUUCAGUUCAUGUGUGAAGUUCUGGACAUCCACAAUAUCGACGAACAGCCUCGACCCCUUACAGACUCCCAUAGAGUCAAAUUCACCAAAGAAAUCAAAGUUAUGGGUGGUUUAUGUACAGGUCUGAAGGUGGAGGUGACACACUGCGGAACCAUGCGGAGGAAGUAUCGAGUCUGUAAUGUUACCCGCCGACCUGCAAGUCACCAAACGUUCCCCUUGCAGUUGGAGAAUGGACAAACUGUAGAACGAACCGUAGCCCAGUAUUUCAGAGAGAAAUACAACCUGCAGCUCAAAUACCCCCAUCUGCCCUGCCUACAGGUGGGCCAGGAGCAGAAACACACCUACCUGCCCCUGGAGGUUUGCAAUAUUGUAGCGGGGCAGCGUUGUAUCAAGAAACUGACAGAUAAUCAAACAUCCACAAUGAUCAAAGCCACGGCACGUUCAGCCCCGGACAGACAGGAAGAGAUCAGCAGACUGGUACGCAGUGCUAAUUAUGAAGCAGACCCGUUUGUGCAGGAGUUUCAGUUUAAAGUGCGAGACGAGAUGGCUCACGUGACCGGGCGCGUGUUACCUGCGCCCAUGUUACAGUACGGGGGCAGGGUGAGCACAGAACACUUUAUGAAUCGCACCGUGGCUACACCCAGUCAUGGUGUUUGGGAUAUGAGAGGAAAACAGUUUCAUACCGGUGUUGAGAUCAAGAUGUGGGCCAUCGCCUGCUUCGCUACGCAGAGACAGUGUCGAGAAGAGAUUCUCAAGGGUUUUACUGACCAGCUGCGUAAGAUCUCAAAGGACGCCGGGAUGCCCAUCCAGGGUCAGCCGUGUUUCUGUAAGUAUGCACAGGGAGCAGACAGCGUGGAGCCCAUGUUCAGACACCUGAAGAACACAUACUCUGGACUUCAGCUCAUCAUCGUCAUCCUGCCAGGAAAAACACCCGUCUAUGCUGAAGUGAAGCGUGUUGGAGACACUCUUUUAGGAAUGGCCACUCAGUGCGUUCAGGUGAAGAACGUGGUGAAAACAUCUCCUCAGACGCUCUCCAACCUCUGCCUCAAGAUCAACGUCAAGCUCGGUGGCAUCAACAACAUCCUGGUGCCACAUCAACGGCCGUCAGUAUUUCAGCAGCCCGUCAUCUUUUUAGGGGCAGACGUCACACAUCCUCCUGCCGGAGAUGGGAAGAAGCCCUCCAUUGCAGCGGUGGUGGGAAGUAUGGAUGCCCAUCCAAGCAGAUACUGUGCCACAGUUCGUGUCCAGAGGCCCAGACAGGAAGUAAUUCAGGACCUGGCCUCCAUGGUGCGAGAGUUACUCAUCCAAUUUUACAAGUCCACCCGCUAUAAACCCACAAGAAUCAUCUUCUACAGAGACGGCGUAUCCGAGGGCCAGUUUAGACAGGUGUUGUACUAUGAGCUUCUGGCUAUCCGAGAGGCCUGUAUCAGUUUGGAGAAGGAGUACCAGCCUGGUAUCACAUAUAUAGUGGUGCAGAAACGACAUCAUACACGCCUCUUCUGUGCCGACCGCAACGAGAGGGUGGGUCGUAGUGGAAACAUUCCCGCUGGUACGACAGUAGAUACAGAUAUCACGCACCCCUACGAGUUUGACUUUUACCUCUGCAGUCAUGCUGGAAUACAGGGCACGAGCCGACCGUCUCAUUAUCACGUCCUGUGGGAUGAUAACUGCUUCACGGCUGAUGAGUUCCAGCUGCUCACUUACCAGUUGUGCCACACGUAUGUGCGCUGUACCCGCUCCGUCUCCAUCCCUGCGCCAGCCUACUAUGCCCAUCUGGUGGCCUUCCGUGCCCGCUACCACCUGGUGGACAAAGAACACGACAGUGCGGAGGGCAGCCACGUCUCCGGACAGAGCAACGGCCGGGAUCCACAGGCGUUGGCCAAAGCUGUGCAGAUUCACCACGACACCCUGAGGACCAUGUACUUUGCCUAAACCAGCUCAGAUUAACCACCAUAUUCAUGUAGUCAUACACAAAAAACAAACAAACGUCGACCACACACACACACACAUGCAGUCACAACGAUUGACUCCCGCCGUUCUGUGCGUCCUGAAAGGUCGGUCUUGGUGGCGAUGGAAGCGCGGCCCACCCAGCCCGGUAAAUGUGGACCUGACACUGUGCAGCAGGAAGACAGGGCCCACGCUUUAAUUCCACAAGUGGACCUCUGCACUAUUAUGCAAUAUAUUAAACCAGCCAAAUGAGGCCGUUCUGUCACGUCCCCUCCAAAUCCUCCACGACAACCAAAAGGGAAGCUCUUCUUCGUCCCCCUCCACUUCUGCAGACGUAAAGUUCAAUUCCCCUGCCCGUCACGUCUUGUACCUCAAAGUUUUUUUAAAGGCACUUUUACCCCGUCGUCCAGCCCUUCAUCAUAAGUUCGAAAUGGAAGCAGAUGGAAAGACUGAGAGAAAUGAAGUUUUGGGAACGCCUGCUGUCGUUUUAUCAAUGUACUCCUCUCCCGAACUCACUUAUUUUUGUAGCCAGUGGUGACUUAAGUGUUGUGAAGAACCAAUUGUGCGUUGAAAAGAGAAAUGAAAUUCAAGCUUUUAUUGUUAGACAAGUGCCAUUGCUGGGCGAAAUCAUAUAAUUUUUAAGCUCAAUAAUAUCUACCUGGGGUGGCCCCAAAUACAGUCUGUGAGCUUUUAUGUAUGACCGUGCGAAACGAUCAUGUUUUUGAUAUAUGCUUCAGCAACUUUUUACUUUUUUUUUUUUUUUUUUGGUUUUAAAUGUCUGAAAUUCCCUCCAGUAUUUAUUUUUUGUUUGCAGACUUUCUAUCCAUUUAAACACACAGUCCAUGUUAAACGACACAUCAUAGUUUAGUGCAAUAAUCCAUUAGCAGGAUGACGUUAACUUACGGUUCGUUGGCAGUCUAUAUUAAGAGAAAGUUUUGGCAGAAGCGAGCGAAAAAUGAGGGUCGAAGAUGUGCAUGUUGAUGGUUUUUAUUUUUUCGUGAAAGUGAAGCGGCGAUUCCUGCGUGUUAAUAAGUGCCUGCUUCCCAAAAAGCAUUCGAACGAAAACACCAGAAGUCAAAAAUCACCUCAUUUAGACCAAGGGCGCAGUUGCAAUCAAAUUCAACUGUAUGGCCUAAAUUUCUUAAGAUGCGAGUCGGUGCAGUGAUGCUGGUUCACUUUAUAUUGCAACUUACGUCGCGAUUUUCACUGCCCUGCCUAUUCAAAGGAUUACGCUGCUAUUGUACUUGUUAAAGUAGACCUAGACAUGCUUCAGUUUGCCUGUGCACAAGGGACUGAUCGCCCGCUCUGGGAUCACAUUUAUGGAGGAGCUCUGACGCUUGUUAUUCACUGGAGGGCCACUAGAGGUCAGUAUAGUAUUUUACUUGAAGAGCUUGUAUUGAGUGACGUGAGCGUGGGUGCCUUAAUCUUUCUCUCAGUGCCCAUCUGAAGCAGGUCCGGCUGUGUUACAAUGGUUUUCUGCACUAAAUGAUGCAUUAUGCAUGGUGCUAUCAGGUGCGGCCCACGGGCGGCAUCAGAAAUCGGAGACUUAAUUCAUAAGGUGGGAUCAUGUGUGUGAUGUUUAAAUGGUGCUGGUUGUGUAUUUCUUUCUCAUCGGAGAGGAGUCUCUUAUCUAGACAGAGAUAUGAUGAUGUUGUUGUUGUUAUUUUUGUUUGUUUAUUAGAUUUGUGUAUGAUUUUAAUUGCGUCGAAUGGUACAACACUAUGGCCAGUCAGAGUAAGAUUACGAUCAUAAGAUUUAACUGCACAGAGCACUAGGAACCUAUUCAAAAACUAUUCUGAUCCGUUUUAUAAAUUAUGCAAUGAAUCAAAUUUGAAGUACAGUAUAAAUGGGUCCUGUAAGGAUUUGGAAAGAAGGCAGCAGGCUGUCGUGAAGACGUUUAUGUGCCGUUUUGACAAACGUACGGUUUGCAUGAGGAUUAAUGAUUUAGCAACUGAAACUGUUUCCGUUUUUUAUUAGACCUUCCAUAAUAUAACCACUACUGAUGCUUCAAGCAUUUACAGAAACAAGGUUGGAAGUAAAAUCAUCCAUGUGUGGAUGCCAAAUAACAGAUGAGGACGAUGAGGUGUCUCGUUAUGUAGAUAUAUAUUCAUGCAUGUAAUAUUUGUCUCCUGGCAAAAAAUGGCAGGUUUAAAGGUGUUGUUUAGCCAAAAAUGAAAAUAAGUUUGACCCAUUACUCACCCUAAUGUCAUUACAAACCUGUAUACAUUUUAAACUGAAUAAAGUUUUCCAUAUAAUUGGCCAUAUAAUAGCUUUAUGUGAGGAACAGAUUGAAAUUAGAAAUGAAACCGUAUGAAAAUUUUACAUCAGUUAUAGUGACCAAAAUCACUACGGUUAUCAAAUAUCAUGGUUUUGUGAACAAUUACUAGAAAUGUAAAAAAGCACUGAUGCAAACCCAAUUUAAAAUUUAUUUGUCAUGUAAAUGCUCUUUUGUGCGCAUAAACAUCAAAUAAAUAUCAUUAAGAUAAAUGUUUAGAUAAAACCCAAAUAAGGAAUUCAGAUUUUCAUAUGAACAACCUCGCAGGCAUAUGACCGACCUUCAACGUUGAAAUUUGGUUGAAAUAAGGUCAGUUUCUUCAGCGUUGAAACAACGGUGAAUAUUAAACAGUUGCAAAAGGUUAAUAAAAUGCUUUAAAAAAUCAGAUCAUCAAAUCACAUCAUUUAAUGGAAAAUUAAUAGAAAAAAUUGAUCUUUCUGAAGAAAUAUUAUGUAAACAUGUGCCAGUACAACUAGUUUUUUAUUUAAAUUCAGUCGAUGCGACGUCUCCUCCUCCCAUUGUAAUAAAUUGAAGCCAAAAAUGUCCAACCAUGGGCGCUGCCAUGUUACGUAAAAACGCCAGUUUGGAGCCAGGGCAUGCGCACAAGGAAAUGUCCGAGCCAGUAUCAAACUUUCACCCAAACGUUUGCAUGUCCAAUUCAACCACGCCAAUCGUAACGACACGCUCUGCUUCUAUAGCAUCGAAUUACUCGCUAAAAUGAAACUUAUAAAAAAAUGAACAAUUGAACAUGCAUAAUAACAACUUCCUUAAAGGACCAAUUCAGGGGCGUCAUGCACCAUUUUUUUAAGGGGGCACAUUGUGCACAGCUCACAGAAAUUUGUGAAUACACGGACAUCAAAUGAAAUCUAGAGCUUUCAGUCUUUUCCAUUACAUUUCUAACAAUUUGAGCGCCCCUGCCUUCAUGCAAAAACCUCCAAAAUUAAAGUGCUGACUAACUUUCAUAUCAAAUGCUAUUCGAUCGGAAUAAUGACAUAUUGGCAUCAUAUUUAGGCUACAUCUGAAAAUUAAAUUUUGUUUAAUGACUUGUUUAAUUGUUUCAUUAAUGCAUUUUGCAUUAUCCUAUAAAAUUGAUGAAAUUUUAAAUCCAUAAAGUAUACAAACAACAAAAAUAUCAUGAGCCACGUGAUUGAGUUUAAUGUUCAAUAAUGAAAAAAAAAUUAUUUUAGAUAAAAUUAUUAGAGGAACGGAUUUUUGCAUUCAAUUUUACCUCAUAUGUGAGGAUGUGUGAUUCAGUGACACUGGCUCGGUUAAAUGUAAUUACAAAAUGAUGCGGUAAUACCAAAUCUAAUUUUAAAACCGAAAGUAAACGCGUUUUCUUCACAGAGAGUCUGCAUUAGUUAAUGUACAGGCAGCAGGUUGCUAUCACAAAAUAAUAACAUAAAUUUCAUUCUGUUUCUUACCAAAAACUGUUGUAUUAAGAACAGUAAGAAGAAUUCGAUUACUUCAUAUUUUGUUACAUUCAUUUGUUUUGUCAGCAAAACAUUUCUUGAAUGUAAAGAAAAAGAAAACGACACAUUAGGAAUGACAUGAGGAUGAGUUGAUAAAAUGUUUAUUUUUGGGUGAACCGUAAAAUGAAAGGUACAGAAAGUUUUGCCUCAUUAUUUUUUUAUCUAGAGAUUGUCAUGUAAGGAUUGCUUGCUUUAAACAGAAACUGAAAAAGAAACUGUUGGCAGGAGCGCCGAAGGCUCGUGAAUUGUGAGACGUUUAUUGCUCGUAGCUUCCGUUAUUUAGAUGAAUGUUGGUCUUUACGCGCGGAAAUUGCUCUUGAAGGAUUGAACACAAAAGUCCAAUUCCAAAUCAGAUGUCUUGUCAUCCUUGUUUUCGAGCUUUAGGGAGGGUCUAAAUACGCGGUCAAAGUAGAAAGUGCCUUUCUUCUCGAUGGUGCUGAAGAUCAGAAACUAAAAGUGAGUGAUCAAAGAGUUUAUUUAUCUUACCUUGAUGAAAGGUGUGCACAUGCAAACACACAACACCUUUUAUUUUGAUAGAGAGGCUCAUAAUGAUGCCUCCUUGUAUAUUCAGAGAUUACAAUGACGAUAUAUGCCAAGUAUAUGAACGAAGGGUUGAGCUCUGUAUCAUACUGUAUUAGGGGUCCGGACCAAUCGAGGCGUUCGUAUGCGGACACUUUAAAGCCUGGAAAGCCUAGCAUAGCACUUUAUAGACUGCCAUCCAAACGGGAAACAAAGUCAUAGCGCUUUGCUUUCCUUCCUAAGCCCUUUUAUCUCAUACUCCAGCAAAAGAUGAUACUUUGUACUUAAAAUCUUUGCUGAGAGAGACACCAGGAUGACUUGGUAAGAUUUACACCGGCGUCUCAUUAUUGUUUUAGUGGCUUAUGGAUCUUUAUGUGCAAAACUUAAAAACACUCAAUGUGAUAACAUAAUAUAUGUGACCCUGGUGGCUUGUAUUUGUCACACGGGUGCCCAUUGGUCCAGGGAAAUUUACCUCGAUGACAGAUUUCAACACACUGCACCUCAUUUACCUUGGUAUGCUGCAAACGUUAAGAGUGAAAGAAGCUGCGAACGGUUGAAUCUUACAAAAUCCUGUCAUGUUUUACAUCAAAAAUCAACAAAAAUAUUUUGGUUGAAUGAAAUGAAGCUUUUAUUUUUUCAAGACUUUGCAUUGUAACUUUUAUUCAAAUGAAAAUUACGCAUCUUAAACCAGGGUUCCCACAGGUCCUUGAAAGUUUGUAAAUUCAAAAUUCAAGGCCCUGGGAAGUUUUUGAAAAUAUACAUACAUAGAUAUACAGGUCAAAGAAAGUGCUUGAAUCUAUUUUAUGCAAGAAGUUUUCUGAAAAAAAAGUCAAUUUUAUUCCCUGUUUAGUGUAGGAUAACAAAAUAAAAAUUCUAGAUGUUUUAGGCACACGUGCUUAACUGUUUGCUUUAAAUGCUUAUAUCUUCUGUAUGUGAAUGUUGAUUUAUACCAAAAUGCUUUUUUGCAUAGUUGUGUUUGAUGCAUGAAAACGUCUCAGGUUACGUAUGUGGGAACGAGACGCUGCGUCUCUCUUGCCAUACUUCCUGCGUCCCUGUAACGCCAUCUUUGGCAAUAUUUCAAAUAGCGAUAUACUUCCUGGCUCCCGCGUCACCCUGUCUUCGUCGUUAAGCCUCACCAUUGGUUGAAUUUGAUAUACACAUUCAGACGCACUUAUCCCUGGAGGCAUCCCCAAAGUAUCACAGCGCGAGUGACGCAGCGCGAGUUCCCUCGAAAGGGAACUGUAACAAUGUAUCUUUAAAGGAAACACAGUGUAACCUGCUCUCACUUGAAAUGUGUCCCCACAUUUAGUCCUUAAAUUUGAAGGUAUUGGACCUGGAAAGUCGUUGAAAGGAUUUUGAGGUUAACUAAGGUGUGGGAACCCUGUUAAACGUUUAAUGCAUUAUCUUUGGGUGCAGUUUAUAUACAAAUAAAAAUGCGUUAUUGUCAUUGAAACGUUACAAUGCAAAACUUUGUAAUAUAAUUUUGAGGUGUGAACGAAUGACCUGGAUGUUGUUAGAUUAACCCAGUAUAAUGCUUGACUAAUGCCUGACAAUAUCUUUAAGAAAAAAAUAAUAGUUUAUAAAUCCUAACACGUAUCGUUUUCUUCUUUAUUGAGCCAGCUUUUAUUUAAAUGUUUUUCUUUUAAUAUAUUAGAAAUAUAUAUGGGAAAUAUUUAACGGUGUAUUUAUUGAGCGAGCGCAGUGUUUUCGGUCAGAGGGUUGGGGGUCGGACGUCUGCCUCUCAUCACCUGUCAAUCAACCCCUGACUUCCUCUCAUACACAAGCACAAACACAGCAGAGUGGACAGCAGGGAUGGCACAACCCAGAGGAUGUUGACCUGUUCGUUGACAUCACUUCCUCCUUAAUCUGUGUCUUUUGGGUUCGACCCCGCAUCCGAAACUGAGCGUUUGCGGAGAGAGCUCGUCGCAUUGCAUCUCAUCUGAACCACGGUGACUUGGUCGUUUUGAAAUAAAAUAUAAAGCCGGUUUAAACUUAGCCAUACGAGUUUCCUCGGCUUGUGGAUGAACAGAAAAGAUUCGUCUGGUGCUUACCGUAUAUAGCGUAGAGAAGCAGGUGUUUUGUCAUUCGCUUGAGUUUAUUUGUCUUCGUGCCAGAGUCUUUUUGAAGGGAGGGGUCCCAUUCCACUCAGACAUAUAUAUAAAUAUAAUUAUAUAUCUAUAAAUGAGCCUCAGCCUUAACUGUAUUCUUUAAUUUUCACCUGAGAUGUCUGUCAAACGCCUUAGUUGUGCGCGGCAUACAGUACUAACUCUCUCGUGGCAUCUCGGUUAUUUUUUUUAACCACUAACUGUGUGAUGAUAAGUCCAGAUGUGUGAAAACAUAAAGCCGGACGGUAACGACAUUCGUCUGUAUUUCAAAGUGUCGUGUUGUCAUUUCCUAGAAGGACAGAGGCAUCGAGCUCCAGGCAAGUUGGUGUGGAUUCCUAAAAAUGUUUACAAAACGGUUUACUGAAACGUCAAGCUCCAGCAUUCCAAAAGUGGACUGUGAACCAUCGAAUUAUUAUAACGUCUGUCACGAGGAUAAUCAUUGCUCACUCCUAAUAUCAUUUUUCAUCUCUUGGUACUCACGUGGUGUGAUUCUCGCCGUCUUUUGAUGCAUUUGAAAGCCAAAGUACAGUCGUCCCUUUCCGUCGAGUCAGGAUGAUCUCUUAAUACCGGGAGCUCUAUGGCUUUGUCCUUUCUUCUUUCCGUGUCUCUCUCUCUCUAAUGUACCAAGGGAUCUUUCUUUUACCUUGAAAUGUCUUUCUUUUGUUUUAUAAUACUCUCUUUGUAGAUCAAUGGCCUUUUAGUGUUGCUUUGCUUCAGUUUAGAGUGUAUCUUUCACUAAUACUUGCAAUAAAAAGCUUUGCUUUUGAAACCGAA